CGCUCUCAUUCACUCUGAGCUCGCGCCUCCCAGCUGGAGCUCGCGCUCUCGCACAAACGGACACCGCCGGCGCCGCUGAUCGGUCGCUCUUCCUCGUAUUCUUCCUCAUCUUCCUCCCGGCAGACGGACGGAGGGAUGCUGAACGGGAGAGCUUCUUCAUCAUCAUCGUCGUCGUCGUCAUCAGCACCAUCAUCCUCAUCUUCCUCCUCCUCCUCAUCAGCAGCGGCUGUCCUUCUCCUUCAAAAGUUGCGGAACAUCCGGGCUGACCGGAGGGGUUCGGACCCGCGAGAGUCCGGCUCCGCUCAGACCGGCUCUCUUCUGGACCCCGCGAUCACGGAUUUAUUUGGCGCACGCGCCUGCAUCGAUGUUUGAUUGAUCAGGAAGGAACCUAGCGCAAAUCAAUAACAGCAGGGGAGAGGGGGGCUGCUAACGGGACAGUUUGGCGGAACCGCGCAGCAGGUGAACGGCAGGUGGGGGUGGGGGGCGAUCUGAACCCGGAGGGGGGAGAACCACCAGUCCCCGGGGACGGACCGUCAGCUGACAGCAGCCUGAGACCACGGCCCCCCCAGCGGAGAAGUUCCUGUGGAGAGGGGGGUGUGGGGGGUUCGCUUUAAGGAUUCUCCGGUUUUACCGGCAGUUCUGGUUCUGAUCAUAGGAAUGAGCCAACGUUUGUUUACUUAUAAUUGUUGCCCCCCAUGCCGGUAUCCCAUGAGGGGGGGCAUUAAAGCCUUCAUCACCUGCUGAAAGUAGCAGAACUUCCUCAGAUCUUCUGCUGGUUCUGGGCUGAGCAGAACUUCUGCAGAACUGAGGUUCUCCUCACAGACGUCCAGAGACCACUUUAAUGCAGGUUUGACUUUUCUGCUCAGAGGAGCUUCAUCCCCGGCUGAAGGAGCCCGGAUGCUCCUCAUCCUCCUCAUCCUCGCCUCAGACUCUGCUUUUGAAAUCGAGCCUCGCCGCAUUGAUUCUGGUCUCAUCGUCGCAGAACCGAUCCGCUCGCCGCCGUCUCGUCCUGCAGAGUUUGUCAGCGUUGCUCCUGAAAUGUGAGACGCUCUCGUUGCUCCAGAUCCACCUGGACUCUGCGCCCCGGCAGCAGCGAGGUCAGAGGUCAGGAGGGAACCGCUGAAUGGAUCCGGACCAACCCGUCUGACAGCAGCCAGGUCCGGGCUCUGAGCUCCCAGGUGGGUUCUCUGAGGGACUACUGGGAUGGGACUGAACGAUAGCAGCCCCGGCGCCAUGCGGAACGGCCGCGGCCUCUCCGAUCAGUGGGCCGACUCCGUGGUGGUCCGGCCUCGGACCACAGAGCGCCACAUCACCGUGCACAAGCGGCUGGUGCUGGGCUUCGCCUUGUCCAUCGUCACGCUCAUCAUUGUGACGGCGGUGGCCGUGGUCCUCAGCAUCCGCUUCGAGGACUGUGGAGACCGCAGGGGGGCCCCGGGGGAGGCGGGCCCCAGGGGGUCAGGGAGGUCAAACGGGAGCAGAGGGGACAGAACGGGGGACAGAGGAGACGAGGAGUCCGUCCAGCCGUGGAGGAACCCGCGGCUGCCCGGCUCCUUGAGGCCGAGGCACUACGACCUGCGGAUCUCCGUCUACAUGGACAACUUCACCUUCUCCGGAGAGGUCAGCGUGGAGCUGGAGUGUCUGAACGCCACGCGCUUCAUCGUCCUACACGCCGACCGCCUCGAGGUGGACAGAGUGUCCGUCACAGCUGAAGGUGCCGGCGGCCGGCCCGCCAACAGGCCAGGGGGCGGAGUCAUGCGCAUCCACCGCCACUUCCCCUUCCCGGCCAACCAGAUGUACGUGGUGGCGCUGCACCGCGAGAUGAAGCCCAUGAGGGUUUACCGGCUGAACAUGAGCUUCGACGCCGCCAUCGAGGACGAGCUGCUGGGCUUCUUCAGGAGCGCGUACAGCCUGCACAGGGAAAGACGCUUCUUGGCAGUGACUCAGUUCAGUCCGAUCCACGCUCGGAAGGCCUUUCCCUGCUUCGAUGAGCCCAUCUACAAGGCCACCUUCUCUCUGACCCUCCGCCACGACCCACAGUACAUCUCUCUGUCCAACAUGCCUGUGGAGGCCAGUUCGCUGUCAGACGAAGACGGCUGGGUGACCAAUCGUUUCGCCAGAACGCCACGCAUGUCUACUUACUACCUUGCCUGGGCCGUCUGCAACUUCACCUACAGAGAGACGCAGACCGACAGCGGCGUUACGAUCCGCCUUUACGCCCGGCCGGAUGCCAUUUCGAGCGGCGCCGGGGACUACGCUCUCCACAUCACCAAGAGGCUCCUGGGAUUUUAUGAGGACUACUUCAAAGUGCAGUACUCACUGCCCAAGCUAGACUUGCUCGCCGUGCCCAAGCAUCCCUACGCCGCCAUGGAGAACUGGGGCCUGAGCGUCUUCGUGGAGCAGAAGAUCCUGCUGGACGCCGAGGUGUCGUCCUCCUCGUAUCAGAUGGAGCUCACCAUGGUGGUCGUCCACGAGAUCUGUCACCAGUGGUUUGGGGAUCUGGUGACGCCGGUGUGGUGGGAGGACGUCUGGCUGAAGGAAGGAUUCGCUCACUUCUUCGAGUAUGUCGGCACGGACUUCCUCUUCCCCAAGUGGAACAUGGAGAAGCAGCGCUUCCUGACCGAUGUCCUUCAUGAGGUGAUGCUGCUGGACGGUCUGAGCUCCUCCCAUCCCAUCUCUCAGGAGGUGGAGCGGGCUACAGACAUCGACCGAGUCUUCGACUGGAUCGCCUACAAAAAGGGGGCAGCACUGAUCCGGAUGCUGGCUAAUGUGAUGGGACAACCGCUCUUCCAAAAAGGGCUGAAUGAUUACCUGCUGAGUCACAUGUACAGCAACGCCGCCAGAGAUGACCUGUGGAGCAAACUGUCUCAGGCCAUGCACUCGGAAGGGCGGGACAUAAACAUCGGUGAGAUGAUGGACAGAUGGACUCUGCAGAUGGGCUACCCUGUUGUUACCAUCAGCAAGAACCAAUCAGAGCAGCGUCCUACUCAUUACAUCACCAUCAACCAAAAGCACUUCCUGUACGGAGAGGAAGCUAGAAAAAACCUCAGUUUACAGUGGCAGAUUCCAUUGACCGUCGCCGUGGGAAACCAAUCCUCUGUGUGUGUGGAGCAGCUGAUCUGGAUCAACAACAGGACAGAAACCCAUAGGAUUGGGCAGAUGGACGACGACACCUGGUUGCUAGGCAACAUCAACCAGACCGGCUACUUCCGCGUGAACUAUGACCUCCAGAACUGGAAGUUGCUGAUUCAGCAGCUUCACAGCAACCCUCAGAUCAUCUCUGUGGGAAACAGGGCGGGACUUAUCGACGACUCCUUCAACUUAGCCCGGGCGGGGUACCUCCCACAAGGCGUCCCCUUGCAGCUGAUUGGUUACCUGCCAGAGGAGACGUCCUUCCUGCCGUGGCACUCUGCCAGCCGAGCGCUGUACCAGCUGGACAAACUGCUGGACCGAACGGACGAGUACCGGCUGUUCAGUGACUACGUGUUGAAGCAGGUCGCCUCACGGUACCAUCAGAUGGGCUGGCCGUCAAACGGCCCCGGGACGGAGGGCAACAUCCUGCAGGCGUCGUAUCAGACCGAGGAGCUGCAGAGGGAACUCAUCAUGUUGGCUUGCAGCUUCGGGAACAAACAGUGUCACCGUCAGGCCGUGGCCUACAUCUCUGACUGGAUUUCCAGCAACAAGAACAGGAUUCCCCCGAACAUCCGCGACAUCGUUUACUGCACCGGGGUCAGUCUGAUGGACGAGGACGUGUGGGAGUUCAUCUGGAUGAAGUUUCACUCCACCAACGCGGUUUCAGAGAAGAAGAUCCUGCUGGAGGCGCUGACGUGCUCGGACAACACCUUCCUCCUCAACAGGUUACUCAACCUGUCUCUGAGUUCAGACCUGGUCCCAGAGCAGGACGUGAUCGAUGUCAUCAUCCACGUGGGCAGGAACCCUCAAGGUCGAAACCUGGCCUGGAAAUACUUCAGGGAGAAGUGGGACAUCCUGAACGCCCGAUACGGAGAAGCUUUGUUCAUGAACUCAAAGCUCAUCGGCGGAGUGACAGAGUUCCUCAACACGGAGAAGGAACUCUACGAGCUGAAAGAAUUUAUCCAGUCCAGUGGCGUUGGGGCGGGGCCUGCGUUGCCACGGGCACUCGAGAUCGUUGAGGGCAACGUGCGCUGGCACCGCCUUCAUCGGCGGCAGUUCUACCAGUGGCUACGCAAACCUCCGAGCCUUGGAUAAUGCUCAGCAGCUCGCCGGACUGCGAAUUGACUGCUGAGCUAGCUAAUGCUAAUGCUAGCCUACAGAAGCAGUCACAACAGGGGGGAAAAAUGCGGGAAAAUGGGCUUUAACGGUUCUGCGGCUGGUUUUGUGGAUUGUUUCCUUUUUUUGAAAUUCAGUUUCAACCUUUCGAGUCUUGAUGGAGGCGGUCCCUCCUCAGCAUGCGGCUGAUGUGGUCAAACUGGUUUCUGUGCUCAGAAAAAGUAAAACUGUGAUUUAGCAAGCUAGCAUAAGCGCUCUCGGCUGUUUUUGAGAGCACUACAACAGUACAUUCACAAACACAUCACACUCAAUCACAGCAAACGUGACUUACCUCAAUAUGUUUUGCUAUUUUUGUAAUCAUGUUUUGAGGAUUCUUAAGCUAAAGUUAGUGAGCGAAACAAAGCUAGCUAAUGUUAGUAAGCUAGCUUUUUAUGAAUGUUUUUGCAACGAACAUAGAGUCCAAGCUCCAGUAGGUCCUGCUGUCAAAUUCUUCAACCCUAUAUGUCUAUAGGGUUUUUUUGUUAAACAAUUGAAAAUUUACAAUUACCUUUCUCCACCACACACUGUAAAAUAGAUUUUGGUAUAAAAAAAGAAAAAGUAAUACAUGUAGUCAAGAUUAAAUUUAAACAUGUGAAGAAAAGAAAAAGAAACUCAGCUCAAAUACCUUUUAUUUCUCUGUGAAGGAUUUUAAAUCACUGAAGUGAAGAAAUAUCUAAAGAGAUAAAAAGAUGGGUCUUGUUUUACCCGGACAGAAUUCUACCUGUAAAAUUUUAAAUCAAAUAUCAGACGAGUUGUGUGAAUAACUCCAUUAAAAGUGAAUGUUUUGUCUUCAGAUUAAAAUGACAGAAUAACAGGUUUAAUCUCAAAAGACAAAUUCCCCGUUUCAGCAAGGUUUUUAUUUUCACAAAGAAGCUUGUUUCAUAACUUACUGGUAAACAUUUUCAUGAACUAUCCUGUCUAUAAGCUAAAGUUACUUUUUUGGCUCCUUUUUGAUCUGAUGCUGUACUAAAUUGUUGACUUUGCAACAACAAGGGACUUCAAAUUUGGCUGCAUUUGUGUAUAAAAAAAAGAUCAGUUGAUCAGUUUUAAUGAACCUCCUUCCAGCCCAUUAACAUGUUAUUCUAUUAUUUACACUUCAUCGAGUAAUUAAACAUUGUUGAAGGAUUUGUUUCCUCCAACUGUUUUUUUGUGACCAAAACACAAAAUAUUUGAAGUCAGACCUUCUUGUUUUUACCUCACUUGAACGUUCAGGCGUGUUGAUCACAUAACAAGAGCUGUUAUUAACGCCACGUGGACUGCUUUGUUCACGCCACUCUGAAAUUCAUUAAGACUCAUUACCUCCUCGCUACGUUCCAGCUGCCAGCGUUUGAGUUUAGAGAGAAACUUUGAUUUUGUCACGAUCAAAAAACGUCCGGCAGUUAGGAAAACAUCAGCAGCCUUGAGAGGCGUCAGAAAGUCCUUUGUGUUGGAAAGCGGAUUGAACCUCCAACAUCUUUGCUCGACACCAAAACAAGCUUCACAUGUGGAGGAAUAAUAGUCUUUGAAGAGCUGAGACGCUAACGAGCUGAGCUAGAGCGCGUCCGCCACAGCUUUUUAAGGCAAAAACAAGACUAGAAUGAAAGGACCGCUGCUGUCAGAAAACAAUUGAACAUGACAGAUGGGGAAAUCAACAUGAAUUGACAAACUAGAGAUUAAAACUUCCUACAUUCCUCACAAAAACCCAAACCAGAAAGUUAACUGAUUGAUUCUGAUACACAAAGAAAUCUCUAAAAAAAUCUGAUCUGUUGUUCAUAUAUCUUUUUUUAUAGAAAUAGUCCAAGUCAGACCCUCUGGUGAAUUUUUGUCUUUAAUAUUCUUCUAAUUUGUCAUUUUAAAUCAAUUUUCUUUUAAAUCUACAUUUUUUUGGUUUCUCAACUCUUACAAAAACACUUCCAUUAUAAACAUUUUUUUUCUUUUUUAGCAAUUUUUGGAAAUUAACCGAGUGAUUUAAGACCAAAAACUAAUUUCUAGUUUCACGAAGCACAAAAUCAGAAAGCUGUUGAGCAACAUCAGCCUCAGCUGCAGGACAGAAUGGCUGCCGGUCGGCUCACACAAUCCGGCUGAUGGAAAUAUUUGUUGUGAUGUUUUACGCAGAUGAUGUGGCUUUCUAUGCGGGAUAGUUCCCAUGCCAACAGAAGCUGACCAGUGGACUUUUACAGCAUGUUGAAGAAGUCGCAUCAUUGACAAUGUGAAGGAGCAGUCAGGGGGAAAUCUAUCCGCUGAUAUUUGAACAAACUUUCCUAGACUUUGGAUUCGUGUUGGAUUAUAACGGCGGCCUACUUUGAGGAGCGCUCUCAUUAAAGGAGGAAUAUCUGGAAUAAGAUGGCUUUCUUGAAUGUGACGGAGUGAAAACAGUGACACCAGAGAAUGAGAAGUUUGGACGUAUUCAUUCAUCUGACGACAAACUCCUCUGAUUGACGGAGUUUUGGUUUGGAUCGUUCAUGGAGUUGAAGCGACUUUUCAAACGGAAAUAUGAUUGAAGGUGGACACAGAAGUGCCUCCAAAGUCCAGAUGCAUUCAUGGCUCCAGAACCAGAAAACAUCAGAACCAAUGAAUUCUUUCCUCUGUCUGGACCCAGCUUUCAUGUUAAAAAGCGAGCCAUAUAGCAGUUAAUGGGCCUGCCUGCUUCUGUAUAUUGUGUGUCCUGUGGUGUCUGUGUGUGUGGGAGUGUGUGUGAUGGUCGCAGCAGUGGUGACAGAUUCAAACUCUUGAUUAAAAUUCUAAUUAAAACAAUUCUGAUGAGGAUUGAUGCAAACUUUAUGAUGAUGAGUCAGAAACAAUCACCAGUGAUGUGAAAAGCUAAUUAUUUCUUAAUUACGUUGAUUAGUUGAUGCAUUUUAAACAAAUAAUUGUCCAGUCAGGGAAAUUGGGUUUACGGUCACAAAGCACACAACAUGUAUGAUUUGAACUGUAAAUGAUUGGAGUGGGAUAUUUCAAAUGAAGAGGUGUCCUUUAAAAGUGUUUCAUGUUAAAAAACAUUGGUGUUUGUGACAACAAAGAGGGUGAGGUGGAUCAGAGUUUGGUCCAAAUCCUGUUUACACUGCGCUGGUUUGUUGUGCUUUUGAUUGGAUGAUAUUAAAAAGUGAACCUGGA
Molecule: messenger RNA, 7377 nt
Organism: Oryzias latipes (Japanese medaka)
Lineage: Eukaryota; Metazoa; Chordata; Actinopteri; Beloniformes; Adrianichthyidae
Product: thyrotropin-releasing hormone-degrading ectoenzyme
Biological process (GO): proteolysis; peptide catabolic process
Cellular component (GO): cytoplasm; membrane
Molecular function (GO): metalloaminopeptidase activity; zinc ion binding; peptide binding
Source: RefSeq, a predicted model, not a curated record